AUGUCGGCGGCGGUGGGCCUGCAGCAGCAGCAGCAGCAGCCGCCGCAGCCGCCGCCUCCGCAGCCGCCGCCGCCGCUGCACCACCAUCACCACCACCACCUGCACCACCACCACCAGCACCCGCACCAGCACCACCACCCGCCGGUCGUGCCCGUGGCCGUGCCCGUGGCGCGCGCGCCGGGCGUGCCGCCCCCGACGCCGCCUCCGCCGCCGCCGCCCCCGGGCCUGGCGCUGCCGACGCUGCCCCCGGGCCCGCCUCCGGCGCUGCACCCACCGCCUCCCGAUAUGGCGCCCGUCGCCGUGCCGCCACCCGGACCGGACGUCCUGCUCGCGCUUCUGGCCCGAAACAAGGCGCUAGAAGGUGUGUUUCUCAGUAAGAAGCACGUGUCUGAGUCGAGAGGACGUGGACGGCGACUUGGCACGGUGAGUGGGCGGUUGCGGGGAGGGAACAAAGGAGCGGGGCGGCCGGACAGGCAGCGGCCGCACGUGGCUUUAUUGGGAUUACUGGCCGGUGGCGAGCGGUCAACGGUGCGAACCUGCGCGGCAGGCGGCGGCGGCGGCGGCGGCGGGCAGGAGGUUUUAAUUUGCCUAAUGGCGGGGCGGCCACUUGACAAAUGGGCCCGCAGGGUCCUCCUCAACAUCCACUGGGUGUUGCCAUCUGGCCCCCACCCCGCGCCCGCCGCCGCUUUUAUUGACUCCGGCCAGCCAGUGAUGCAUGCAAAGACGCGGGCGCCGGCUCUGCCCCUUCCUUCCCUUGUCUGA
Molecule: messenger RNA, 762 nt
Organism: Schistocerca nitens (vagrant locust)
Lineage: Eukaryota; Metazoa; Arthropoda; Insecta; Orthoptera; Acrididae
Product: forkhead box protein G1-like
Exons: 2
Coding region: 1-762 (253 amino acids)
Source: RefSeq, a predicted model, not a curated record